AAAUUCUUCGACAGCUAGGAAAAUCAAACAGAAAAGCAUCUGAAUGCACCUUACCUUGAGUUAUAUACAGUACAUAUAACAGAUUUGUAAUGACUGUUACUCUUAUUGCAGUUCCAAGAAAUUAUGAUCCCAUAUUGCAUCCUUUUGAGGUUCCACGGGAGUACACAAGAGCUCUGAAUGCAACAAAGCUAGAACGUGUUUUUGCAAAACCCUUUCUUAGCUCGCUUGAUGGCCAUAGAGAUGGAGUUAAUUGCAUGGCCAAACACCCAAAGAGUUUGUCUACAGUGCUUUCUGGAGCUUGUGAUGGAGAGGUUAAAAUUUGGAACUUGACCAAACGACAGUGUAUUCGUACUUUACAAGCCCAUGAAGGCUUUGUGCGAGGGAUGUGUGCUCGUUUCUGUGGAACCUCGUUCUUUACUGUUGGUGAUGACAAAACUGUGAAGCAAUGGAAAAUGGAGAGUCCAGGAUAUGGAGAAGAAGAAGAACCGAUUCAUACAAUUCUUGGAAAGACAGUGUAUACAGGAAUUGAUCACCACUGGAAAGAAGCUGUUUUUGCCACCUGUGGCCAACAAGUGGACAUUUGGGAUGAACAAAGGACAAGUCCCAUGUGUUCUCUGACAUGGGGUUUUGAUAGCAUAAGCAGUGUAAAAUUUAAUCCAAUUGAGACAUACCUUUUAGGAAGCUGUGCUUCUGACAGAAAUAUCGUGCUGUAUGAUAUGAGACAAUCAACUCCAUUAAAGAAGGUUAUCUUGAAGAUGAGGACAAAUACAUUGUGUUGGAACCCCAUGGAAGCUUUCAUUUUCACUGCAGCGAAUGAAGACUACAACUUAUAUACUUUUGAUAUGCGCUUUCUUGCAUCACCUGUGAUGGUGCAUAUGGAUCAUGUGUCUGCUGUUCUUGAUGUGGAUUAUUCACCCACUGGGAAAGAAUUUGUGUCUGCCAGCUUUGAUAAAUCUAUCCGCAUUUUUCCUGUAGACAAAGGUCACAGCAGGGAGAUAUAUCAUACAAAACGAAUGCAGCAUGUCAUCACUGUAAAAUGGACUUCAGAUAAUAAAUACAUUCUGUGUGGCUCAGAUGAGAUGAAUAUUCGUCUUUGGAAGGCUAAUGCUUCUGAAAAACUGGGAGUGCUUGCACCACGAGAAAAGGCAGCUAUGAACUACAAUCAGAAGCUGAAGGAGAAGUUCCAGUACCAUCCACAGAUCAAACGCAUAGCUCGGCAUCGUCACUUGCCUAAAAGCAUCUAUUGCCAAGUCAAGGAGCAACGUAUCAUGAAAGAAGCUCGUCGGCGAAAGGAACAGAAUCGUCGUAAGCACAGCAAACCAGGAUCUGUGCCUUUUGUGUCAGAGAAGAAGAAACAUAUUGUGGCAGUAGUGAAAUAAUUUUUUUCAUAUUUACAAAAUGACAUUUGGAAAAAAAAGUUUGAACCCACUGUACAAAAUGUGAGGGUCGUUAGUAAGACAAAGUGUGGCUCUGGAAACGUUGCUUUUCUUUCAUGUAUACAGUUGCUCUGAUUUCUCAAGUCAUCGUCUGCUUUGCGUAGUCCUAAGAAUUGGCUUUGAGUCUUUUAUUACCAUCUGUGUGGCUGGUGUUACUGGGCCCAAAUCUGUAUAUUUCAGUGGAGUUUCUCCCUUUUAAUGUAAGCAGAUAACUUGAUCCUUGGGGUAGGAUAUCUGUGGCUCCAAUUCUAUUCCUUGGUACUUUUCCUUCAAAAGAAGAAUGAACGUGAUUCAGAACUGGCAGCAGCAAAUAACUAAGUUCCAUAUAUUAGAAUCGUAAAAUCAGUUGUCUUUACACUGACUUUCUACAGAAAUCUAAUGAAGUAAAAAAGUGACCAUAAAGCAGUGGGCUGCUAGGUCAUGAUUAUUCCAAAUGACUAAUAUACUGCACUAUAUUUAUUGCAGAAUGGUAUACCAUUUUCCCUUUAUCUAAAAGGAAUUCAGCGUGACUGUCAGACCUCUGUAAGCAUAUUUAGAGUUUUGUUCUGUGUUCUUAACUGUUGUUACAGGACUCGACAAAACUUCAAAGACUGUUAAAGUUGCUAAUACUAAUAAUGACUUUCUUGAAUAAAUAUCUUUUCUGUUUAGCUUAUUUAAAACUUAUACAACUUAUGUCAUCCUUCAUCCAGGUUUUAGAAAACCCCAAAACUUCUUUAGAUGAGUUUUUAUUACAAGCUUCCUUAAAAGCUUGUAUUAAGAAAUAGGAGCUUCAUAUUUCUAAAGUUACCUGCAGCCCCAAAGCUCUUUCACCAUUUUUGUGAGAAAUGCUUUGCUUCUCUUUCACUGGGAUAGACUUAGCUUUUUACUGAAGAUACAAAGGUGCUCAGAAGAACAGAAAACUGUGCCAGAAUUCAACUAGGCCUCUUAGGCUGAAGCCUUCUCUUGCAGAAAUGCAAGAUACUUAAUGACCAUAAAUAUUAUGAUAGAUUCUUGGUAGGCAUCUUUUAUUUUUAAUGUUAUUUAACAUUUUCUGUACAAAAGGAUUUGUUUUUUCAGCCGUUGCACUACUAUGCAGUCUGUAACUACUCCUAAGUUUGUGCACAACAAAUAUGUUAUGAACCCUAUUGGAAUUAACUCUGUAAUUUAACUUGUUUUCUGUUUUUUACUUUGGAAGUAUCACCUUGAGCCAAAAUUAUGGCUGUUUGGUAACAAGAGGCCAUAAUGCGUCUUUUACGCUUUGGUUCACUUUCCUUAUGGGGUGGGAAGAGAAGCAGAUCUGAAGAUCUGUAGGGUUAUGAGAAGCGGUAGAACAGAUCAGGAAAAAGAGUGAUGCUGGCCAUGUGUCUGUUGCACUAACAUGAUGAUGUGCUCUGUGCCAAAUGGAAUUUACUUCCUUCCAGGAACAGUGAGAAAAUUGAGGGAGAAUGUGCUGUCCAAAGUAUGGCUUAUGACACAGCUGUAGCAAGUCCUGAACAAUUUGCAAAGCCAGACUAAUGUUCUGCAUUUUGACAAAAAUUUUCAGCCUUUUCAGUUGAGGUUGAGUUGGUGUAGUUGGUUGUUGGUUUUGUUUUCAGACCUUUGGAUCCCAGUAGUGCAGUUAAGUCAUGUUAACCUCUGGUGUGAACAAAUCCUGCCUCUUGGAGUUUUUUGGCUUGGGUGCAAGACUCUGAAUUCAACUACAAAGCAUUCAGUUCUGGAGCUAGUUUGGACAUCACAAGGUACUGUAGCUGUGAGGCUCUGCUGCAUGGAAUGGACAGGCCAAAGAAUCUCUUGAUGUGCUAAGAGUUUUUGCACUAUUGAUUUCAAACAGGCCAACAAGUGGAGCAACUUGAAGGAUUAAGGUCAGCUCAAACUGUUGUUAAAGAGAUCUAACAGUGUACUGAAAAAAGGAAUUUUAAAGUUUAGGGUCAGAAUAUUUAGAGACUGGUGUAUUUGGAAAUCGUUUCCUUUCCUUUUCCAAAUUCAGUGGGUGUGAUCUUGUACAGAGAUCUUGGCCUUGUCAUCAAGUAGGGUUGUAUCAAGUGGGGCACUGUCUCUUAGCAUUCCAGGAAAAAGUCUGUUUUCCAAAAUCAAGUCUUACUAUGACUUCUAGGGACGUGCUAGUUGUAAAAUCAAUGUAGGUAUGGGCUGGGGUUUUCUAGUUGCAAGUUAGUUGUCUGGGAUUCUGCAGGUGCUGUUUGCACUUUUGUCUGUUUAGAGGAGCCCUAGUUGUGGACUUGCAUUUUGUUGUGCUAGCUGCUGUUGGCUUGUUAAAACGGUCCUUUUGUAAACCUUUACAGUUAGUCUCCAACACUUUGUGGUUGUCCACCGAAAAUAGAUAGUGCCACAAUACUUGAGAGAAUUUUAUUUCUCUAAAUAUGAUAGUUCCUAAGUGGUAGCUCUGUGCUUACAAGAAGGGCUUAUACAAGUCUGUCAUAGGCCAUCACUGAAAAGGUGUAGAAUUUGUGUUAAAGAAGCUGGAGCUCUUAGUCUCCUCCCUGCCCCCGAAAGAUUUGAGAUGUAAUCUGGUUUCUUCUUAAUCACCUUAAAGGAGUUACCUAAAUUUACCUAAAUUAUUAUAUAAGGGUAUGGAUGCAUGUUUUUGCAUGUAUGCAUACUGAGGUUGUAGGCGGAGUAAAAUCUUUAGCUUUUUUUAAUUAUUAUUUAAUGUGGCUCAACUAAGAUGCAGAAAACACAAGGAAACUGCUAACAAUUGUCUUCAAGUUUUUGUUAUGGUUGAUCUAGCAGGGAAAAAUCGUGGACUGUUUUCUGAAGCAAAUACAGUGUCGGCAUACCUGCUACUUAUUAAAAGCAGUAAUUUCUGUAUGUAUUCUGUGUUUGGGAAGAUAUUUAUUCCACUUAAAGUCUGUUUCAAAAGAGAAAUAACUUCUUUGAUACAGAAUUAUUUAAAUCAAUGUUCAUAGCUUUGGUUAAUUUGAGCUGCUUCAUGAUAAAGAUUUCCUAUGGAGUCUACACCUGUUUUAUUGUAGCCAGGCUACAUAAUGAUAUUUGAAUAAAAUGAUUUAUU
Molecule: messenger RNA, 4443 nt
Organism: Struthio camelus australis
Lineage: Eukaryota; Metazoa; Chordata; Aves; Struthioniformes; Struthionidae
Source: RefSeq, a predicted model, not a curated record